GGUCGCUCUCCCCCGGCUCCUCCUCCUCCCUGCGGCCGGAAGGUGAGGCCGGGCAGCCGCUUGUGUGCCCCUCGGGGAGGAGAACAACGAGAUCGAGCUGGAAGACGGAGGAGCGUGGUCACCUUCUACGGACUAGCCUAAAUUUGGUGCUAAAGGUUCCGCCCGGCAAAGGAUGAACGGAGCAGCUGGUGGGCAAACCAACACCACCAUGACCGCCCCUAACGAUCAGGACCAAUGGUCCCAAGAUGACAUGCUCACUCUCCUGGAGACAAUGAAGACACUCCUACCAGGCCAGGACAACACAAAGUUCAAGACCACUGAGUCCCAUCUGGAUUGGAACAAGCUGGCCUUUAAGCACUACAACGGUUCCAUGUGUCGCCAGAAGUGGACUGAGAUUUCAAAUGAGGUCAGGAAGUUUCGGACACUGUCAGAAUUGAUACAUGAUGCAGAAGAACACGUGAAGAACCCAUACAAGGGAAAGAAGCUGAAGAAACAUCCUGAGUUUCCCAAGAAGCCCCUGACCCCCUACUUCCGCUUCUUUAUGGAGAAGAGGGCAAAAUAUGCCAAGCUGCAUCCAGAGAUGAGCAACUUGGACCUCACCAAGAUCCUAUCUAAAAAAUAUAAAGAGUUGCCAGAGAAGAAAAAGGGGAAAUACAUCCAAGAUUUCCAGAGAGAGAAGCAGGACUUUGAAAAGAACCUGGCAAGAUUCAGGGAGGAACAUCCAGACCUCAUGCAGAGCACCAAAAAAUCGGACGUCCCUGAAAAGCCUAAGACCCCUCAGCAGCUGUGGUACAACCACGAGAGGAAGGUCCACCUCAAGCUGAAACCUGAUGCCAGCACUAAAGAUGUGAAGGAUGCGUUAGGAAAACAGUGGUCACAACUUACAGAUCAGAAGCGUCUAAAGUGGAUUGACAAGGCACUUAAACAACGCAAGCUAUAUGAGAACGCGAUGAGAGAGUACAUGCAGAAGCACCCAGAGAUGAAUAUUACUGAAGAGGGCAUCACCCGCUCUACGCUGACCAAGGCAGAGCGUCAGCUUAAAGACAAGUCUGACGGUCGGCCAACAAAACCCCCUCCAAAUAGCUAUUCCAUGUACUGUGCAGAGCUGAUGGCCAACAUGAAGGAUGUGCCCAGUACAGAGCGUAUGGUGCUGUGCAGUCAGCAAUGGAAGCUGCUCAACCAGAGGGAAAAAGAUGCUUAUCACAAGAAGUGUGAGCAGAAAAAGAAAGAUUAUGAAGUGGAAUUAAUGAGUUUUCUUCAGACUCUCCCAGAAGAGGAAAAACAGAGGGUCCUGGCAGAGGAAAAGAUGGUCAGCUCGAACAAGCGGGUCUUGAGCAACGCCACCUCAAAGGGAGCCCAGGAAGCAGCGAAGGCAAAGAACAAAAAGGCAGGUGCAGAUGAGAAGGGAAAACUUCCAGAACCGCCAAAGACGGCUGAAGAAACUUGGCAACAGAGCGUGAUUGGGGACUACCUUGCCCGGUUUAAGAAUGACCGAGCCAAAGCCCUGAAGAGUAUGGAGGCCACCUGGACGAACAUGGAGAAGAAAGAAAAGAUCAUGUGGAUUAAAAAGGCAGCUGAAGACCAGAAACGAUACGAGAGAGAAUUAUGCGACAUGAGGUCACCUCCAGCAGCGGCUCCAGCAGCUCCAACCAGUAACAAGAAGGUGAAAUUCCAGGGAGAACCCAAGAAAGCCCCAAUGAAUGGCUACCAGAAGUUCUCCCAGGAGCUGUUGUCAAAUGGAGAGCUAAAUCACCUUCCCUUGAAGGUGCGGAUGGUGGAAAUCGGAAGUCGCUGGCAACGGAUUUCACUCAGCCAGAAAGAUUUUUACAAAAAGCAGGCCGAAGAUCAACAGAGAAUCUACCGCAUGCAGCUCGAAAACUGGAUGAAGAGUCUGUCAUCUCAAGAACGUGCCGCCUACAAAGAGGCGAAUUGUAGUAAGCGGAAGAGUACUACGAAGCUGAAGGGACCUGCCCCCAAAUCCAAGCCAGUCGCUCAGAAAUCCGAGGAUGACGACGAUGAUGACGACGACGAUGAUGAUGAUGACGACGAUGAUGACGAUGAUGAUGAUGACAAUGACGAGGAUAAGGACUCCUCUGAAGGAGACUCCUCUGACUCUAGUAGUGAAGACAGCGAGGAUGGGGAGGAGAAUGAAGACGAAGAGGAGGAUGAUGAAGAGGAUGAUGAUGACAAUGAAUCUGGUUCCAGUUCCUCGUCUUCGUCCUCGGGAGAUUCCUCAGACUCCGACUCCAACUGAGGGAAACUGACAUUUUUUUUAAGAGGAGAUUGAGCGGGACUGAUGUGUUUAAAGUGUACCUGUCUCCGCUACACUGGAAGCAGCCAUUUUUUUUUUCUACUAACCCAUUCUUGAUCAGAGCGCAGCCUGUUUCCAUCUAGGAGCGAGGAAUGUCAUCUUAUCAACAAUUUGGAUGCAACCAGUGAUGUCAUCAGUACUCAGUGAUCCGAUAGGCUGCUUUAUACUGAGUCUUACACGAAACGGCCUCCUCAAGUGUGUCAGCGACUGGUACACUUUAGAUUGUUUCAGGGCUGUAGCGGUCUGAUAGGGUAUCUUGGAGCAUGAUUAGCCUCCAUGUAAAAAAAAAACAAUACAAAAAAAUCUGUAUCACAGUUGUGGCACCGUGAACCUUGAGCCUCUCCUACUUUUCUACCUUGGAAGAAAGUUCAGUUUUUCCUUCCCUGACUGACUUUAUUUUUGUGCAACCCUCCUUACCAUCCCUGUAAAUUAUGGGCCUUAAAGUGUCUGAAAGAAGAACAAGUUCCCAUAGCAACUAGGCAGCUGCUCUUUUAUUUUCGAACUUGUGAUGCUAAGAGAGAUGCUGAUUGGUGGUCGUGGGCAACAGCUUUUUUUUUUUUUUUUUUUUUUUUUCAUGAGGUUUCUUCUUUCCUUUUUCAUUUUUGUUCCUACCACCCCAUGCAUUUUAUUUUUCUCCAGCUCUGCUUAAAGCCAAGAUGAAGUUAGUGGUCUCUCUUCUAUUUUUUUUAUUACAGCAGUUGUGCAUGGUGUCUGUUGUCUAGUAGGCACCAGAGAUGCACUUCGUGAUCAGCGCUCAGUAGCGGAACUGGUUAAACACACCCCCUUCUUUUUUCUGCAAAACAGGUCUGAGGGGGUGUGGCUGUUACUCAGCUCUGCCAGGAUAAAGCACUGCAGCGUAAAGUAUUUUAAGGCAUUUGCUAGCAAGUCACGAAUCAUAACCUAGAGAACUAUGAGACUUCAUUUGGGCUUUAAGUUGACCUAAAAUGUUACUACUUCCCCUCUUGCAUAAACCAGUUUUGCAUUUUGCCUGUGCAGUAGUGUCCUUCUCCAUCUAGGAACAUUUUGCUUAUAUGAUCUUGUCAGUGUACGAAUAUAGAACAAUACCCAUUCAAAAGAGUUGGCAAAAUUGGACUUUAAGGCUUGUCAGUGUACCAAACCUGCUCAUUUGUCCCAUUGCUUUUUCUGCUAUGUAUAAAACGAAUUUAAGGCAAAACGCACCUCGAUUUGAGAAGGGCCCCUGUCGUACCCAAUCUGCUUUUCCAUACUAUAUUUUUUUUUUUUCCCUUCUGUUUUUGUAUUCGUUGCCCAUUCAGACUUGCUGUACUUGGCCCUCCUUUCCGAUCCCGUCAUCCUGUGUCCUUUCUGCUACCCUUGGCUCCUUUUUGUUCAGAGCCGAGGGUGCGGCAGGGAUUUCUGAUCAUUGGGCGUUUUGGCUGAAAUUGUCUAAAAGGGGGCGUCCUUAUCACUUGUUAUCAAUAUAAAGGAUGGGCAAGUGGGCUGCUUGGGGCAAUACACAGUUCUCCAGAACUUUAAAUCAUGAGACUUAAUAUGACCGGAUCUGCUCCGCUUGUUUGCAAUCACGAAUGUCCUAGAGUUUUGAGUUAAUGUCAAUCUGUUGCAUAAGAGAGAAGGAUGUUUGAGGUAGCCAUCACUUGAAGCUCACCUGCCUAGGAUAACUAUUCUUCAUAGCAAUGCUUGGGUCCCUGUGGAGCUCUUUGGUGCCCAGGUUGCAUAUAGGGUCUCAACUUCUCUCCACACUAAGGUUGGCCAUAGAUGGUUCAAUACUUGGCCGGUUCAGCAGGACUGACCGAGAUUCGAAUCGUGUGUGGGUAGGCUGAAUGUACCAAGUUGAUCGAUCGAUCGAUCAGCUUGGGUACAGAAAGCCUGCCGGAUUCACUUGCGAUUAUCGCUGACGGCUGCUAUAGCCACUAGCAAUAAUCAUUGUCUUCUCCCGGUGGGGACAGCUUCCCGUCCCGGGAGCAGACAAUGGCUCAGCAGGAGGACACUGUCUGUGUUGAUGGGGGAAUCAUGCAACCUGUGGUUGCAGGAAAGAAAUUUGCACAGUCUAUACUAAGAUUAAACCCUCACCGCCAUCACUAAAAUUCGAAUACCAGAGCUUCAGUGAGCAGUAGUGGCCCUGACAUUUAACCGAACCUUAGGUUUAUUCUCAACAUGGAGAGAAGUUGAGGUGGCCAUGUGCACAGCCUGAGCUUAGAAUCCAUGGAAGGAGCACCACAAGGAACCAGGGGUUGAUUUGAAGAUUAAAACUGGUCCAUGCACAUGGUAAUUGGAUUGAGCGAUAGAACUUUGGAUUUCAUUUUUUUUGGCCAAAAUUGCAUUGGAAGACCUAAGAGUUGGUUUCUUUCUCUGCUUAGUUUUGACAUGGCAAUGGACCAAUUUCUGGUGGUCAGUCAAAGUAGAUUUAUUAUUUUCUGUCCUUUUUUUUUUAUUUUUAUUUUUUUUAUUUUUUACUUUUGAUCGCUUGAAGCAGAUCCCAGUGGAUCAAAAGUGGUUGAAAUUAAAUUAAAAUUGUUAUGUGUAUGGCCAGCUUAACACUUGCAGGAAAGGUGCUACACUUGAGUAAUGUUGGCCUAGGCACACUGUGUUCCCUCUCAGCUUCAUUUUAAAGCUAAGUUCUCCUUUUUUAGAAAAUGAUCAGUGCAGUGAAAGGGUCCCAGUCUAUUCAGCUUGAUAAAAUGUUCCUUAAAUUGUCAAACCAGUAGGCCAGUUGGGCCCCCAGGUGCCUGGCCAAAAAAUUCCCAGUUGGCAAUCCCCAUGUCCUGCCUUUUUGGAGUUCGCUCCUGUAAUGCUGGGAAUGAGCGUCCAACGGUUUUGACGUUCCUAGCAACCAGGCAGGAUGUGGUAAUCGCUAGCUGGGAGUUUUUCAGUCAGGCUUUCCAGGGGGGUCCAAAUGAAAUUAUUGGACAUUUUACAAAGCUACAUUUUUUUCAUAUCUACUGGGGCCCGUUAACUGUGUAGGCUUAUUUUAUUUUUAUUUUUCUGGAAAAGAUGAACUUCGCCUUUUCGAUAUUGGACCAUGUCCCAAAAUGGCUUAUAUUUCCUGUACUGUACAGGUGACAGAAGCACUUUGGGUCUUUAAAGCCUAAUUGAAAUCGCUAAAAAAAGACAUUAAGCCAUCCUGACCUCGUACUAACAACCUCAGUUCAUAUAGUCUUUCCUCCACUACCCUGUUACAGCAGUUAUGCAUUAUGUCUAAAUAUCACUAAUAUAGUUCAGUUGGUGCAAGGGGUUGACAUCCUUGCCCAGUGCAAUCUAUAAUCUAACAGACCUGGUGAGACACGCCCCCUUCUCUUCCUCAGAGGAUACUUUAUCUUGAGGGGUGUGGCUGUUGCUCUGCUUGCAUAAAGCCCUGCAGUGUGAACAGAGGAAGCAGCAUUUUAACUACAUAGUACUCCUCUAUUUCAGCAUAACUCACUGGACCAGGAGGGCAGAAAGCAGCAAAAAAUAGUUCAAGUGUAGUUCCACUUUUGCAGUCAAAUUUCAGAAAACCCCACUAUAUAUUUACCAUUCACGCAGCACACUUAUUUUGAGGGGUGUGGCUGUUACUCAGCUCUGCUUGCAUAAAGCUCUGCAGUGUGAACACAGGAAGCAGCAUUUUAACUACAUAGUGCUCCUCUAUUUCAGCAUAACUCACUGGACCAGGAGGGCAGAAAGCAGCAAAAAUUAAGUGUAGUUCCACUUUUGCAGUCAAAUUUCAGAAAACCCCACUAUAUAUUUACCAUUCACAUAUCAUACUUAAAAAUUGUAUUAAAAAGAAACAGAUCUUCCCUUUCUAGUUGUUUCUUCAAUGCCUUUUGGGCAGACCGCAGGCUACUCUGAACAGUUUUAGAGUCAAAGUGGAGCGACAAUAAAGGGGCAUUGCCAUGCAAUGCAGAAUUCAGGACUUAAACAUUAACACCCCCCCCCCCCCCUUUAAUAUUCUAUAGCUGAGGAAAUAUUGGAGUUUUCAGAAAAGAGCAAGUCCAAAAGGUAAACAGCACAUUUUUUUUAUUCUUUGUGAAGUAGGUGUUCUCCUAAUUUGUCUGCAAAAUUGUAAAUACGCUUUAAGGCACUCCAAGUGAUAGGAGGGUCUUAAUCGUAACAACUGGCAGUGCAGGUCGAUGAAGAAAACGGGAGCGCAGGACUUUAAUUGGGCUUUAAGUGUAAAAAAAAUCAGUGUGUUGCCAUAGCAACUCGGCAACAUUUUCCUUUUUAUUUUACAUACUGUUAGCAAGUUAGAAACUGGAAUCUUGUUGCUAUGGGCAACACGCCCCCCCCCUUCUGCUGCAAUGGGACUGGGGUUAGUGAACAACAGUCGCACAUCAGAUUGGAGAUGACAGAAAACAACGUCUUUUAUCUCCAAAAACAUUGGCGAGAAAAACAGUUGUUGCCCAUAGCAACUAACCCCCGUGUUUCUAAACAUUGGUUGCUCAGGGAAGCAGUCCGCUUUUGUAUUUGCUCCGGUUAUUCUCAGUUGGCCCAGUGGUUGAGAAGGAGAGGUGUUUUUUUUUGUUUGUUACAUGUAUCAAAGUUGUAUUUUAGCCACUUGUUUUAGUAUGUACAUCAUUUUUUUUUUUUUUUUUUUCUUGCGUCCGUUUUAAGAAACCCGAAAAAAGCCCCGAGUUACUUUUGUAUUUUUUUUCCUUUAAAAUAGUUUUUCUCUUUUUGAGGGAAAUGUAGAUUCUUUCUGUGUCCGAUGUUGGCACGGUGAGAUGCGACACUUUUAGUGCAUUUUUAGCACUAUGGAAAA
This is a messenger RNA of Rana temporaria (common frog), 7022 nucleotides long. RefSeq names its product upstream binding transcription factor (gene UBTF). NCBI's taxonomy places the organism in Eukaryota, Metazoa, Chordata, Amphibia, Anura, Ranidae. The transcript has 20 exons. The record is from RefSeq and is a predicted model, not a curated record. Bases 173 to 2254 code for a protein of 693 amino acids.